This is a messenger RNA of Emiliania huxleyi CCMP1516, 2745 nucleotides long. RefSeq lists its product as hypothetical. The transcript is spliced from 3 exons. The coding region runs from base 1 to 2745 and encodes 914 amino acids. The record is from RefSeq and is a predicted model, not a curated record. NCBI's taxonomy places the organism in Eukaryota, Haptophyta, Isochrysidales, Noelaerhabdaceae.
AUGGCGUCGCUGCUGCUGUCACCCGACAGCCCGGCGCCGGAGGGUACCUCCGCCGAAGCCGGUGGCGGAGGCGAGGACGGGGAGGACGCCGAUGCUGCGACAGCCGAGAGCCGCGGCGUGGCUGGCGGCGUGGCUGGCGGCGUGGGACCGUGCGGAGUCGAUGAGCUGCUGGAGUGCACACAGCCCGCGGCGGGUGCCUUAUGUGCCGAUGAGCUGCCCGCCGCCCCGUGCUCCGGUACGCAGCUGCUGGAUGCCGGUGUUGGCGCAGGCCAAAAGAGCGGCGGCGGCGGCGGCGGCGGCGGCGGCGGCGGCGGCGGCGGCGGCGGCGGCGGCGGCGGCGGCGGCGGCGGCGGCGGCGGCGGCGGGGGCGGCACGCCGCCCCGCUCGGGCGCUGGCUCGCGCAAGCCCGCGGGCGCUGCCCACGACACGACGCACGUCACGACGCGCUCCAGCAACGGCGUGCAAGUGCGGCCGGCCCCGAAGCUCGGGCGCGGUGACGGGUGGGGCGAGGGCAGUGCGGGCGGCUGGUCGAGCGGGCGGGGAGGUAGGCGCGCGGCUGCGGCGCGCGCGCAGGCGCCUCACUCGUGGAGCGACGUCUCGGCCGGCGGUGCGGUGGAGGGCGACCUGGUGCGGGCGAUCGGCGGCGCCUGCGCCCCGGAGAUCGACUGCGUGCAGCAGGCGCUCGACGUCGACCGUGUGGGGCACACCGACGAGAUGGCCGGCGGGGCCACUCAUGUCGGGCGGGGCCACUGGGCGCGAGCGCCGCCCUGCGCGUGUCCCAAGCCCUUCCGGCGGCUGGCGGAGUGCCCCCGUGUCGGGGAGUCCGCGUGCGAGACGCACCGUUACGGCAACCACGUUCGCCUCCCUACGGGGGCCUCGAGGCAGGCUCGCUUCGAGUGCGUGCGGCGCUUCGCCGAGGAUUUGCGGCGCGACCCCUCGCUCGCUCGGCAGUGGCGGCGGGAGCUGCGAGGCAAGCGGCUCUCGUGCUGGUGCGCUAAGCGGGCGCGGCUGCUGCUCUGCCACGGGCACGUGCUCUACUACGUGGCGAACUGCUCCGACGCCGCUUUCCACGCCUUCCUCGGCGAGAGCGGCGGCCCAGCGGACCCCGACCUGGAAGAGGCGCUCGUCCGCUCGCGGUCUGGCGGCUCGGAUGCGCUCGCGGCGCCGCCCCGCGCCGGGCUGGCUGGGAGCGCGCCGCAGGCGGAGCCGGGCACUGCGGCGGACGCGACGGGUGCGGUGGCGGGUACCGAGGCGGGCGAGGUGGCGGCUGCGUUGGCCGCGGUGGAGGACCUCGAGAGGGAUGAGGCGGUCGCAGCGGUCGAGGCGGCCGAGGCGGCUAGGGCGGCCGAGGUAGUCGAGGCCGCCGAGGCCGCCGAGGCCGCGGGCGUGGCGGCGGAGGCCGCGUCGGCUGCGGCGGGGCUGGCGCGGCGGGGGGCGGCGCCGGCCUCGCCGCCGGCGGCCAAGGCGGCGGUGGGCCGCGGGCUGCGCGGCGACGAGGUGGUGGACGCGAUCCGACGCGCGGGCGUGGUUUUGCUGCCGGUCCACCUCGACGUCGCGCGCCGCCAGGCGCGGCUGGUGGCGGCGCACGCCGCCCUCGACGCCAAGUACCGAGAGGACAAGAAGACGUACUAUUUCUACGACAAGACUGGCCGGGCCUACCGCAUCUACAACCCGAGAGGGCUGCCCCCGGCGCAUACAUAUCUUCCGCUUACCGAAUGGAGCUCGCGCAGCAAUCUUCUACAACACGCUCAGCGCCGAUACUCCGCGACGAUUCACCAUUCGGCCUGGAGGGACAUGCAUGCGGCGGCGGGCCGCGCAGGGAGGAGGGAGCAGGUGCGGUUUGUCUCGGUCAGCCAGUUCGGCGCGGGCGCGUUCUUGAACGCGAUCCCGACCCGCGCGCACUUCCGUCUGCCCUCGUACGUGCUGCGCUUCGCGCUGCAGCGCCGCUUCGGAUUGCACCUGUCGAUGAUGACGGACGUUAUGGCGGACGGCAUCUACAGCCAGCACGGUCUGCCCUUUGACGCCCUCGGCGACGUGGCGCAGAACGACGGCGCGGCGGGCCACCAGACGCGGCACAAGGAGGUCCUCCUGGACCUCGUCGAGCUGCUGCGGGGCAAGCUGGGGCGCGGCGCUGUGGAGCACGAGUUUCACUGCGAGCACAGCACUACGAGGACGGACUUGUACAUUUACCAGGGCGUGAUUGGGGACCUGCCAUGCAUCGGCGACACGAAGAUCUUUGCCGGUGUGCCGUCGGACCCCUCGGGGGCGGGGCGCAUGGGGGCGUUCGUCGCUUGCGGCAACACGCUGCCACGCGCCCGCGAGACGGUUCUGGGCGUGGAGGGCGGGGACAGGGGUGGGAGGGUGGGACGGUGGGAUCCGCGGACGGGGACCGGGACGGUUGAGGCUGUCAAGGGCCAGUACACGGACGCAGAGGGGAAGUGCCAUGUGGAGGCGUUGCUCUUCGAGGAGUUCGGCGCAAUGAGCGCGGGGGUGGAGGAGCUGCUGAUGCGGGUGGCUGAGGUGGCGGGCCGGAAGCUCACGUGGUGGCAGUACGACCAGACGUCGUGGUCGGCGCGCGAAUGGAUGCCGUUUGCGCUGCAGCGACUGUCGGUGCAGCUCUGGGUGGCGCUCGCGGACGAGGCACAGCGCGCCAUUGGUGCGGCGUCGCGCGACCGCGAGGGACCGCGGGGGAAUGCUAGUGGGAUGGGGGGCUCUGAGGGGAAGGGAGCGGGGGGCGCCCAGUAG